Molecule: messenger RNA, 5302 nt
Organism: Dermacentor albipictus
Lineage: Eukaryota; Metazoa; Arthropoda; Arachnida; Ixodida; Ixodidae
Gene: Rgl
Product: Ral guanine nucleotide dissociation stimulator-like
Biological process (GO): positive regulation of GTPase activity; Ras protein signal transduction
Cellular component (GO): plasma membrane
Molecular function (GO): guanyl-nucleotide exchange factor activity
Source: RefSeq, a predicted model, not a curated record
UCUAAAGUUGUUCUUUAUUCUAUGCUUCUCCGUUGAACUCUUCUUUGCCAGGCGGCGAGACUCUACACGGUCGUCACUACACAGCAGCGCUGUCACCGUUUCGUCCUUAGAUCGGUCCCUUUUAGCUGGACAAUUGUAAUCGAAGUCGGUCAUUCGGAGUUUUCCCUGAAGCGAUUUGAAGUUUGCGAUGAAAUGCACACUGACGUUAGAUGAUGACGGAAUAGAUACUUUAAUAUGUACAGUAUGUGAUGGGCGACCAGCGUUGCAUGCAACGGCAUAGCGUCGUCCGAAACCAACGAACGCAGCGUGAGGUCCCAUUAGCUAGUCGGUCUUCAAGCCUAAACAGAGUUCGUGAGACGUGUUAUUCGCUUUCGUUGUCGUGCGAGUCGCGUCGGCUGGGACUUGUCGGCGAUGCUGCGUGCAGUGGGAAGGUAUUAGAAGCCCCUGUUAUGAACGUCAAGCUUCCGCCUCGACAUGUGAUGCGCGGGCUGAAGUUAUGAACCCCAUCAUUGAUGGACAGCAACCUUCUUGGCGCCUUUGGGGUGAAGAGAAAAGUGAUGGAGCAGUCUACACUGUUUACCUUAAGAAAGUACGGUACCAUCCAAGUAGCUCUCUCAGUCGACACGACUCGGAGGACUCAGUAUCCCACUUGGAAUGGGAGACUGUGCGUGUGCGAGUCAUCAAAGCAGGGCCCCUGGAGGCCAUCGUGGCCAACCUGGCAGACGACGAAGGAGGCCUUGAACCAACAAAUGUCAAUGUGUUCCUGGCUACUUAUCGCUCAUUUGCUACCCCUCAGCAAGUGCUGGAUGCCUUCCUGGCCAGGUUUCGGGAGCUGAGGAACCGGGAUGGUGCAAAGGGCCUCAGCGCAACAUCUCAGCGACAUCACCAGUCAUUGGUACAGACUCUGGUGGUGUGGCUGGACAUGUAUCCGGAGGACCUGUAUGAGCCACCACAGUUCUCAGUGCUGCACCAGCUGGUUACUCUGGCUCAGGCACAGCUGGAACCAGGUUCUAGCCUGGAGUUAAGAGCUAAGCACCGACUGCAGCAGUUCAUUGCAAGGGAUCCUGAGAAAGAUGGACCAUUUUUCAAGCCACCCCCUUGGAGUGUGGUAUUUGGGAGCAGUUGGCCAGGAGCACAGGCCAGGGCCCAGGUGGCUGGAGGACCUCUUUGGUUGCAGGACUUGGAUGAAGAACACAUCGCCUGCCAACUAACUUGGAUGGAUGCGGACCUGUUUCGGCGCCUGGUACCGCACCAUUGCCUGUCUGCCAUGUGGCGCAAGCGGGGUGCCCGGGACUGGGCAGGCAUUGUGCACAACACAGCCACAGCCACUGUGCAGCAAUUCAAUGCAGUCUCACGCCGUGUCACAUCAACGCUGCUGUGGGAACGCUGGGACGAGAGCAACCGAGUCCGCCUACUUGCUAAGUGGAUUGGUGUAGCCCAAGAGCUGCGGCUGCUUAAGAACUUCUCCUCACUCAAGGCUGUCAUUGCAGCACUGCAAAGUAACGACAUCUACCGGUUGUCUAGUGUGUGGGCUCGAGUGGCUCCAGAUAGACUACAGACCUUCCUGGAGCUCGCACGGAUUUUUUCCAGUGAUGACCACAGGCUUUCCUGCCGCGAGCUCAUGCUGAAGGAGGGAACAGCAAAGUUUGCGGACACAGUAGGUGACGAUGACCGGCAGCUUCAGAAAGCAAUGCAGCGACAACAGGCAGCAGGCUCGCCUGGCACAAUGCAGGGUACAGUACCUUACCUGGGCAUCUUUUUGACGGAUUUGACCAUGCUAGAUGCCGCUCUUCCUGAUGAGCUGCCUGGAGGUCUGCUCAAUUUUGACAAGAGGCGUCGUGAGUUUCGUGUCCUGGCACAGAUAAAGCUUCUCCAGAGUGCUGCUAACUGCUAUAGCCUCCAGCCAGAUCCUGCAUUUGUGGCUUGGUUUGAAACACUGCCCAUGCUUUCGGAUGAACAAAGUUACCGACUGUCCUGUAAAGUGGAGCCAGCUAGCAGUCCCAAGAGAAGCCCUUUGAGUUCUUCAGGCAAUGCCGUUGAUGGGGACACAGCAUCGCUUACCAGCACUAGCAGCCAGCCCCAGAGUGGUGGCUCUCAAGAAAGCUUACGUCGAAAUGGGUGGACCCAGCAGCGCCCAUGGCAAAGCACUGGAAAUCUGCAGAGCAUGAUGAGUGCAUGCCCACCACCUACACCACCUCAUGAUCCAGACUUAAAGGUCAUCAGAGUCAGCCUGGAUUCUACACUGGCAGCAGGUCAGGGCAGUCCAACUGGCAUGAACCAAGGCACCACACUUUACAAGAGCAUAUUGCUCAGCAAUGGGGACCAUACACCAACAGUGGUGCGUAAUGCCCUGGAGAAGCAUGGCCUAGAGGGCGACCCUGACGAGUAUGAGCUGGCCCAGCAGCUUCCAGAUUCUGAAAUAGUUUUUCCGCCUUCAGCCAACGUCUUCUAUGCACUCAGCACAGCUCAUGCCCUGAACUUCAUUCUUCGCCAGAAGAAGAGCGAGCCAGCCUCCCCUGUCAGCUCCAAAAAGUCACGCAAGCCCUUUCAGCUCAAGUUGAAGUUGCCAAGUGGCACCUGAACCAAUUUCUACCAUUCAGAAAGGAUUGCUUGCAUUGCUCCAAAUGAAGGUACAUCUAUUGUUCAGACACCAUGAACUUAAGCAAUACAUGGUAAUGCACAAGUCAUCCUUUUGUAGAGCAUCCAGUCAGCAAAGACACCGUCUGGGAUGUGAAAUCAAACAAGCUUAUAUUCUUUGAGGUGACCUUUGGUGAUGCAUUGCUUGAAAAAGAAUUUAAGCAAGUUUUACUGCUGCUGAACUUUCUAAAGAUGUGGCUCACAAAAUUGUGGAAAGUUAAUUACUGCAGUCAGCUGUGAUGUCUAAAAGCAUCGAAACAUGGCAUUUGUGACGUUUGUCAUUUCAACAUACUUUGGUGUUGACCUUAGUGCCUUCUUGGCUCUGAAAGCAUGUUGAAAAUGGCGUGUGCCAAUGAGUAUUGUAUUUUUAUAUGACACGUAAAUCAAGCUUCAUGCAUACAGUUAUGGCACUCUAAAGCACCAGGUAGUGCAGCAUUCUUAUUAAGCAAUUGUUCAUCUUGUGGUCAGAAGUCAUAAGAAAUUUGAGGGUAAGAAAAGACAAUAAUGACUUUCAUCUGCCAUUUUUCCUUCCAUGUGGCCAGAUCGACCUUAAUGACAAAGACCUUUCUACACCAUUUAAUGUUUUAAGUGCCCAACACUUUUUUUCAGUUAUGCCAAGUUAUUUUCCCUUGACCAUUGUUUUUGUUGUUAGAACUGUCCAAGGGUCAGUGGCUUGUGGCAAAACAGCAGGGAACCAUUAUUAAUCUGCAAGCUUCGCCACCCUUUAUUAUUUCAUGCUGUAACAUAUUUUGCAUGUUCUUACAUUUCAGAGUCUAUUUUCUGUUGCACUAUAUUGAAGUGUGUCAAUGCAACUAAGCAAAUUGUGCAACUUUGCCUGCCUUAUUACAUUUUUUUUCUUUCCGUUUCAUCUUGUGAAGUCCUCUGUACAUAGUAUUCUUUUUUCUUAAUUGUUGUCACCAUUUUAACAAGUUUUUCUGCUCUUAAUUUUUGGCCUGGUCCCAGACCAGAGCAACAAAAUCAAUGCUCACUACACACAGUGAUAAGUGUUUUGACUGUGUGAGAAAAUGGUAACAUCGAACAAUCGCGGGACUUGAGGCAUUCCAGAACUUUACCACUACCUGCCCCAGUACUAGUGCAUAUCAUGAUGAACUAUAGCUUCCUUUUUAUGAACUGAAGGUAUUAGUUUCUUGUGUGUUGGUGUGGUCAUCUUGAAGGAAAACUUCGAUUUGGUUACACAUCAAGAAGGCAGGGCCUUUUAUCGACACUCCCGAGUGCCUCUUAAGCCCUUAUUUUACACUAUUGCCUUGUGGUAGCUCCAACUCCUUUAUAUUAUACUCUCUGCAGUUCUGCAAGCUGGCAGGCACAUUAUAAGCAGAAUUCUUGGUUUCAAUGUGAGGAACUUUUUUCCAAAAACGCAGUGCUUGUCUUUUUCUUAAGCUUACGACUUUUGUUUUCAUGUUGUUGCUGUGAUAUUUGGUGUUAUUGCUGGUUAUUUUCAGCUGUUUGUGUAUGUUCAUGUGUUCGUUUUUGGACAGAUUCAUUGGAGCUUCACAACUUCAUUUCUGUUUCUUUUUCUUGAUCCCUUUGGGCUGUUUCCAAAGGCUGUUUAUUGGUAGUCAGCCACUUAUCAGGGCAAAAGUACAGCAUACCAAAGAGCACAGAAAGUUGCUCUUCAUUGUACUUGUAUGACUGCUGCCUAGAGUCUGCUCGCGCUAAUUGUAUAUAUUUUGUGUGUACAGCUGCAAUUCUUUAUUCUUUUUUUUUCUGACGUAACAUAAACAGGAGGCAUCAAGCAGCUCAAAGUUGCUUCUUCUUUAUUGUAGUACCACAGUUGUGGAGCAACUCUUGAAUUUGAUUGAUGCUGCUAUAUGCUCUCGGAUGCAGUGAAGCUGGCUGUGUACAAUUAUUGUUUGAAUCAGCAUUGCUUAUUGCUUACACUAAGUUGUAGUUUAAAGGAAUAUCUUUUCCUCUCUAAUAAUUAUUCGGGUACUAUAUAGUUUAAGUAUGUUUGAGAAUGUGAACAAAAGUAAUAAAUAUAAUCAUGCAUUUUUUGGAAAGGCACAAAUGGAUACAGAACUGUAUAUUUGGAAAGCUUUUCUAGAGAUGUUGAACCUUUUCAGAACCCUUCCUAUAAAAGUUGUCUGCAAUAAUGCAAUACAUCGAGACUUUGUCUCCUUGCGGCUGUAUGUUUGCUGCCAUCAAGCCCAUGUUCCCACCAUCUGUGUGCUUACAAACUUGGGGCACACACCACUGCAAGGGUUGGACAGCACACGGAAAGUGAUUCGUGUGGCCUUAAUUUUUCAACAAGUAACUUUUACUGUUUUUCUUGCAUGUUUUAUUAAGCGGAGUCACUCAAGGUCACAGAUCACACUGCGUCUGUGCAGUGUAUAUAUUCUUUGGCUCCCUGCACAUUACCACACUUCUGAAUGGCUUGUUUGCAACAGCACAGGCAGCUUGUAGCAGUCAUUUUGCACUCGACUGUCAUAUACAUGAACCAGGUGUGGAAUGUGUUUUGCUGUGGAACCAGUAUUAAUAACAGCCAGCAGUCAGAUGCAGCCCUUUCUGUCUUCCGGGCAUAUGUGACCUGGUACUUCUCAUCCACAGUUAAAUGUUAGGUGCACACUUCCCCGCGUGCCUUUUGUGCUUUGUGAUAAUUUCGUGGGCAUCACAUUGUGCGUGAAAGAAUAAACCUUGUCAACAAUCA